CUGCGGAUGCUGGUGCCCACGCAGUUUGUUGGCGCGAUCAUAGGAAAGGAGGGCUUGACCAUAAAGAACCUUACUAAGCAAACCCAGUCCAAGGUUGACAUCCACCGGAAGGAGAAUGCGGGCGCGGCUGAGAAGCCCAUCACGAUCCACGCCUCGCCCGAGGGCUGCGCCGAGGCAUGUCGCAUGAUCCUCGACAUCAUGCAGAAGGAGGCUGAUGAAACCAAAUCAGCAGAAGAGAUUCCCUUGAAAAUCCUGGCACACAACAGCCUGGUGGGGAGGUUGAUUGGCAAGGAGGGUCGUAACCUCAAGAAGAUCGAGCAGGACACAGGCACGAAGAUCAUCAUCUCCCCCUUGCAGGAUUUAACCAUUUACAACCCCGAGAGGACCAUCACGGUGAAGGGCAGCAUGGAGGCCUGUGCCAAUGCUGAGGUGGAGAUCAUGAAGAAACUGCGAGAGGCCUAUGAGAACGAUGUGGUGGCUGUCAAUCAACAAGCCAACCUGAUCCCAGGACUGAACCUUAGUGCUUUGGGCAUCUCCACGGGGCUGUCCGUGCUCCCAUCCACCCCAGGGGCCCGAGGGGCUGCAGCAGCCACCCCAUACCAUCCCUUUGCACAGCAGAGUGGGCGGAGGAGAACGGGCUCCUCAACCUAUCUAUCAGGUCUGUACGGAUCCCCCCUGGCUGGCGCCUUCCCCCACCAACACUCCCUGCUGGAGCAGGAGGUUGUGAACUUGUUCAUCCCCACACAGGCGGUGGGGGCCAUCAUCGGGAAGAAGGGGCAGCACAUCAAGCAGCUGGCACGGUUUGCUGGUGCCUCCAUCAAGAUCGCCCCAGCAGAAGGUCCUGAUGCCAGCGAGCGGAUGGUCAUCAUCACCGGGCCACCCGAGGCCCAGUUCAAGGCUCAGGGGCGAAUAUUUGGGAAGCUGAAAGAGGAAAACUUCUUCAGCCCCAAAGAAGAAGUGAAGCUCGAAGCCCACAUCAAGGUGCCUUCCUUCGCCGCCGGCCGUGUCAUUGGCAAGGGUGGCAAGACGGUGAACGAACUGCAGAAUUUAACAAGUGCAGAAGUCAUUGUGCCACGAGACCAAACCCCAGACGAGAACGAGGAGGUCAUUGUAAAAAUCAUUGGGCAUUUCUUUGCCAGUCAGACUGCCCAGCGCAAGAUCAGGGACAUUGUGCAGCAGGUGAAGCAGCAGGAGCACAAACAGGCUCAGGGAGCCGUGGCCUCGCAGCACAGCAAGUGA
Acanthisitta chloris (rifleman) is the source of this 1239-nucleotide messenger RNA. RefSeq names its product insulin-like growth factor 2 mRNA-binding protein 2. Lineage: Eukaryota; Metazoa; Chordata; Aves; Passeriformes; Acanthisittidae. The annotation marks the transcript as partial. The transcript is spliced from 12 exons. The record is from RefSeq and is a predicted model, not a curated record. Gene Ontology annotation, cellular component: cytoplasm; nucleus; cytosol. Gene Ontology annotation, molecular function: mRNA 3'-UTR binding. Gene Ontology annotation, biological process: regulation of gene expression; nervous system development.